AUGCCCACACGUUCCGCCCUCGGGUUGAGCUUGAUAUUGGAAAGACCAGAAAACGAAGAAAUUUUAAGACAACGCAAUAUCGACACGGAGACACGUGCGUCUCGUAAUGAUAUGGAGAUGGAAGUGAUUAACGAUGAGGAAUCUCAGGAAUUAAAUCAGGAUCCGUAUAGUAAUUUUGGUGAUAUUAGUGUUAAUGAUCCCCUCUUACCGUCCGUACAUUUAGGCUGUGAUGGGAAUGCCGGUGAAUCACGUGAUUCUGGCGUGGCAAUCAACAGUGUACCUGAUGCUCAAGCCAUUGUAAAAUAUGUAAACACUUCUGCCAGUAUUAUUAAGGAGGCAUUUGUUGUUAGUGGAACUACCUUAAAGGCUCGUGACUUUUCUGACAAUGAUUCAUCGGAAAUUCGGAAGUUCACUAGAUAUGCAGAUGAUUUCAGUGGUAAAGCCAGUAUUAUUUUACGUCUCCCUCCUGUUCAGACCACGACUAGAAGGGCGGAGGCUGAAUUUAAGGAUUUUAAAGACGCCAAUCACGCACUCGAUACGAUUGAUGCUCUCGGAGACCCAGUGAAGCUCAAGGCCAACUUGGAACAGCGCUUCGUUGUUAGCAAAGGUGUUGUCUCGGAUUGGCCUUCGUCAAUCCCGGAAUUAUGGUCGAGUAUACAGGAUAAAUCUAAAAUCUUGAGUAUGGAGCGUAUGUACCGUAGGAAGUGGGAUCCGUUGAGUAGUAAAACUUCGUUAGUAGCCACGGACAAUAUCGUGGUGACAUUUAAGGAUAAGAACAUCCGCAAUUUAACUGUUUUCGAUAAAGGUAUCGUCCUCAGGGUCCGUCGAUAUGUUCCUCAGGUCCGUCAAUGCUUUAAUUGUUUUAGAUUUGGUCACACUAAACUAAACUGCAAAAGUGAGACGCGCUGCAUAAUUUGUGGAGAUAAAGCCCAUGGUCAAUGUGAUAGGGAACAACGAUGUUACAAUUGCGGGGGCUGUCAUAAGUCCACGUUUAGAGGCUGUCCUUAGUUUGAAAAAUCUAAAAACAUUAACAUCGUUAUGGCUCAUAGAAACAUUUCUUUUUAUAGCGCGAAGCAGAUUGUGGAGGGAAAAGCUCCAGAUUCUUCACCUGAAUAUCAAAACAAGCUUAUUAAUCCAACAUCCUGGCCAAAUCUCCCAUCGUCGGCUGGACCCAAUUCUUACUCUGAGGCCCUACGAGCUGACUCACGUGUUCCAACUGGGUCUACUGCUACAGCACAGAGAGACAAAGGGGAUCGUCCCCCGCAUUAUUCAGUUAAGGACAAACGGAGGGCACCAUAUGAAGCUCCGCGUAAUUUUUAUAAAUCUUUUGACCUUCGUUCCGGCGAAAUCACUAGGGAGAAAAGAGGUAUUAUGUUCACCGCGAGUUGUCGGGCGGGGAGUGAGACUCCUUCCAAGGACAACCAUAUGAGAAUGGGACAUCAGGAGGAUCACCGAAUCUCAGAGACCAUUGAGAGUAUUUUACUGCUUCUGCGAAGGGUUCCGGGAGCUCGGAUUAGGUUAAUUCGCGCCCUAGCUUCGUCGGAAGCGCAAGAUGGACAGGAUGGGGGUUUUCCCCUGCAUCCUGAUAAUACCCAGAGUAAUGAGGAGAUGAAAU
Molecule: messenger RNA, 1615 nt
Organism: Temnothorax curvispinosus
Lineage: Eukaryota; Metazoa; Arthropoda; Insecta; Hymenoptera; Formicidae
Exons: 2
Coding region: 1-1008 (335 amino acids)
Source: RefSeq, a predicted model, not a curated record